AUGGCCCCCAAGCCGGCCCAUUUCGAGGAAUGGUGGCUCACCGCCGGCCUCGACGCCCUCACACGCCUCGUCGACAACCGUGACAUCGCCUUUCGUCCUCGCGACGUUGGCUACGUGCAGGUUAUUCACCGCAAGCUGCGCGCGUUCGACAACGACCCAACCCUCGAGGACAGCCUAACAGAGAGCAUGGCGUCCAUCUACACCGAGCAAAAGGCCUUCCCCAGCGGUGACUUCAACCCCCGCAGAAAGAUGAGCGAGGCACGCGACUCCAUCUUCCGGCGCCUCGAGGACGGCGGCAUCGACGUCGGCCGCGCGCUCGACGGCCUCGAGAAACUCGACGUGGUGGAGACGCAUCGCCGGAGACUCCUCGCGGCGACCCAGGACGCCAUCCGCAAAGGCGGCACGCCAGACGAGUAUCACCGGCGGCUCAUUGACGAGCUGGACCGCCAGACGAGCAACCGAUACCGCCAAUUCCACAUGGGUCUUCGGGCCUGCAUUCUCAUGGACGCUCUGUGCCCGAGCACGGGCACCAAAAAUUCCCCCGUGGCGGUCAUGGCGCGCCUCAACGCCCUCUUCCCGGCAAACGCCAUCCUUGAGUGCGAGACUGACGUCGACGUCACGCCAUACUCGGCCGGGCUGCGGGACAGCAUCCGCUUCUCCGUCUACGAACACCUGAUGGGGGAGGACCCGCACGCCCAGGAAGCCCUGCAGGCCAUCUACAUGCGCCUCUUUGCGUGGUGCGACAUCCCCGGGUACGCACAGGCGUAG
Messenger RNA from Purpureocillium takamizusanense, 768 nucleotides. RefSeq lists its product as uncharacterized. The record is from RefSeq and is a predicted model, not a curated record. Lineage: Eukaryota; Fungi; Ascomycota; Sordariomycetes; Hypocreales; Ophiocordycipitaceae. The coding region runs from base 1 to 768 and encodes 255 amino acids. The transcript has 2 exons.